GCGGUGCAGCUGCGUCCUUUUUCAUUCAGUCACAGUCAGUCGUGUUUGCAGAGUUUUUAUUAAAUGAACACUGCACUUUAGAGCAAUAAAAUGUCGCAGCAGGUGCAAGAACAAGAACAAGUUCAUCCGCGAAAGAAACGACAAGAAGAAAACGAGGAAAAUGGCGUCGGGGCGAAAAGAAACAAAAGUGAAACUAGCAGGGAGUCAUGCCUGGACCAGCCCAUGGACUCCGGCAGCGUCCAUGAAGUGGUCAAGUACGGUGACUCACAUCUCCCAGACAAAUGCUACGACCCGGACACCACGGAGCCCAUCAUCGGGGGUCUGCACACGCUGGAGGAGCUGCUGUCCUGGAAGAGGAGCGAGGCCCACCCCUUCAACGUGUCCACUGUCCCCCUGUGCCCCCGAGACCCGCCCCUGUCCCGCUCCCCUGCGAGGACUCUGAUCUCCCACGACAUGAUGGGCGGGUACUUGGACGACAGAUUCUUACAGGGCACGGACUCGGCACAGCCUUACUCCUUCUACCACUGGCACCACAUCGACAUCUUCAACUACUUCACCCACAACAUGGUGACCAUCCCCCCGGCCGGUUGGACCAACGCCGGGCACAGGCACGGAGUUCUGGUUCUGGGGACGUUCAUCACAGAGUGGACAGACGGCGCUAAAGUGUGUGAGGACUUCCUGAAGGACGAGGAGUCGUACCGCGCUGUAGCCGACAAACUGGUGCAGAUCUGUCACUGCUACGGCUUCGACGGCUGGCUGAUAAACAUAGAGAAUGAACUGAGCGCGUCUGCGGUGGAGACCAUGCCUCUGUUCCUGCGGUACCUUACGGAGCAGAUCCACGAAAGGGUGUCCGGGGGUUUGGUUCUGUGGUACGACAGCGUGGUGCAGACGGGGAAGCUCCAGUGGCAGAACGAGCUCAACCAGAACAACAGGCAGUUCUUUGAGGUGUGCGACGGCUUCUUCACAAACUACAACUGGAACGAGCAGAACCUGGAGUGGAUGAAGGGCUACAGCGCCGUGCAGGGCAGAGAGGCGGACGUUUACAUCGGGGUGGACGUGUUCGCGAGAGGAGACGUGGUCGGGGGAAUGUACGAAACCAACAAGCCUCUGGAGAUGAUCCGAAAGCACAACUUCUCGGCGGCCGUCUUCGCUCCGGGCUGGGUGUACGAGACUCAGGAGAAGACCGAGUUCAGACACAACCAGGACAAGUUCUGGGCUCUGCUGUCCGACCUCCUGCCCCUCCACAGACCCGUACACUCCCUCCCCUUCACCUCCACCUUCUGCCAGGGCUUUGGAAAGAGCCUCUACUGGAGAGGGAAGAUAGAGAGGGAGAGGCCGUGGUUUGAUCUGAGCGCUCAGCAGAUCCAGCCCGAGUUGUGCAGUUCUAAAGAGGGCCGGGGCUGGCUGAAGUCCAGGGCGUGUCCGGAGCACGUGUGGAGCGGGGGCUCGUCUCUGCUGCUGGAGGGACUCAUCCCCGCGGAGCACACGGGGGCUGUGGCUGCGAGAGUCCUGUCUCUCCACGUGCCCUUGGCCUCGUCCACGCUGCUCUGUGUGGUUUAUAAAGCCUCUCCUGGAGUGUCUGUGUCUCUGGAGAGCACCGUACACCAUCCAGACGAGGACACAGUGACGAGUGUGUCUCCUGUGCGUCUGGAGGAGGGACAUGAUGUUGUCUCGCGGUACACUCGACUGUGUGGCCUGCACAACGAGAAGGACUGGACUGUCAUGUGUGUGUUACUGGAGGCACAGCGCGGCUCUCUCAGGGAUGUGUCUGUGAACAUCAGCAGAGACGCAGAGGAUCAGGACACGGCGUUCUCCCUCAGACUGGGACAGAUCACGCUGUUGGACGCCUCCACUCUGCAGCUCCCCUCUGAGCGCAUCGAGGGCCUGUGCAUCUACGACGUGGUGUGGCUCCACGGCUCCUCCUCCACAAACUCCCACCCUCCCGAGGUGCUCCUGAACGCCACGCUGCGCUGGCACUUCAAACCCGAGCUGGCCUGUCACUACAGGGUGCACUGGAGGAGGCUGAGGGGCCCGGACCCUCGCGUCGCGGGGGGGCCGCUGGUGUUUUUGUCCCGGGCGCAGUCUCACCUCUUCAGGAUCACGGAGCUGGCCGUCCCCGCUCCUCCGGGCCUGCUGGAGGUGCUGGUGGAGCCCGUGCUGAAGAGCGGGUUUGUCCUGCCCGAGAGUCAGUGGGGCAGAGCUCGCCUCAGCUACUCCCAGGACCAAUGAAGGACGGGGUUACAACUGGACAUAGAGUUUUUAUUCAUGUUCUUUUUACUUGUCCAAGUCCUGUAGAAAACAUAUUAUGCGAUUUUAAAUUGUCUAUUAGUCCUAUAUUACACAAAAUGGACUCUCGUGAGCUUUAAGCCGUGUUAUAAUGUUGUUACCUCAUCAAAAACAGACCUGGAGUUGUGUUUUGUUUAUAAAAACGCAACUCCAGGUCAGAAUACAGUUACCGUAUUUUACUAUUAGGCGCUCUGGAUUAUAAGGCGCACUGUCAUUAAAUGGUCUAUUUCUGAACUUUUUACACAAAUAAACCGCGUAGGACUUUAAAGGAAACACAACAGUUGGAUGGGUGAGUGGUUUUGUUUGUUUGGCGUGUAGGGAGGGUGCUGUCUGGGACCACUGGAUUGUCGGCGUGUUCACAGUGACUCAGUUGUUCAGUCGCACAUUGCGCUCGCUUUUUCGGUUCGUUCCUCCGUUCCGUUCCUCGUCGGCGUGGAGUGAUGAGUGUGUCUGUGGGUGUUUGUCGCUGUGCGGUCGCUGUCUGCUCCGUGUGUGUUUGCGGCUUUGUGGUUUACUGAAGUCGUGCUGGGACACCUGAGUGGAUUCGUGUACAGGGCGCUCUGGAUUGUGGGCGCACAGUUGUUUUUUGAUGGGGUUAGAGGCUUAAGAGCGCGUCUAAUAGCCCGGAAAAUACGGUACAUUUCUAAAAUCAGAGGAAUACAUAGUAGUACUUGUAAUUUAGACUUCAAACUGCACGGAAUUCGUAAGAUAAAUAGAAAACACUUUUGCAUGACAUGUGAUCUUUCCUUCUCUAAUCACUGGAAAAUAACAGCAAAUGUGCAACUAACAUUAUAACUAACAACACACUUAACAUAAACCCAUUUAGAUCCUAUACUGCGUUUUUCACAGUGUUGGGGAGUAACAGAUUACAUGUACCAGAGUUACGUAAUCAGAGUACAAAUUAUGAGUAACUGUAUUCAGUUACAGUUACUGUUUCAGUGAGUGGUAAUUGGAUUACAGUUACUUUGUUGAAAUAAGUGGAUUACACUGCGGUAUUUUCCUGUUUUCACAUUUUGGGCUAUUCAAUCAAUCAAUCAAUCAAACUUUAUUUAUAAAGCGCUUUUCAUACAAAAACGUAACACAAAGUGCUUUACAGUGAUUAAAAACAAUCCCGCAUUUCCAUCCACCCACCCACUUAUCCAACCCCACACCUGCCCAACUCCACACAACCAAACAACCCAGACACGCACACACACUCGCACACACACACACACACACACACACACACACACACACACACACACACACACACACACACACACACACACACACACACACACACACACACACACACACACACACACACACACACACACACACACACACACAUGCCCUAAGAUAGUAAAAUACAUAAAAUCCCCUAUAGUAAAAUGUGAGGCUGAAUACAGGCGAACCAGUUGAGAAAAGCACCAUCAGAGGAGCCGUCUGCACCAGGAGCAGAGAGACGUCCACCACCACCAGGAACCACCACCGGAGCCAGGGGAGAGAUGAAGCCCAAGCACCAACUCUCCACCAGGAGCCCACAGGACAGACCCGACAGCUACAGCCGACCUCUGCUCCUGAUGCAGAGGAAACACUGGAAAUCCUAAAAAAUACACCUAAAAUAAAUAAAUAUACUAAAAUGUGUACAAUAGAAACAGGUAAAAGUAUAAGAAUUUAAUCAAAAGCUAAGCUAAAAAGGUGGGUCUUGAGCCUGCUCUUAAAAACAUGAACGUUCUCUUUGGCCCUGAGCUCCUCCGGCUGCAGUUCCAUAGACGGGGGCCAUAAUACUGAAAAGACGCCUCCUCUCCGUGAGUGUGUGUCCUGACUUUGGGAAUGACCAGGAGCCUGCUGCCGGAGGAGCGCAGGGUCCGCGAGGGUUCGUAAGGUAAAAGCAGUUCUGAAAGAUAAGAAGGCCCAAGACCAUUAAGACAUUUAAAGACCAGUAAAAGAACUUUAAAAUCGAUCCUGAAACUCACAGGGAGCCAAUGCAGUGAUUUUAAAACCGGUGUAAUGUGGUCCCGCCCUCUGGUCCUCGUCAGGACACGUGCUGCUGAAUUUUGUAGUAACUUGUAAACCUGAAAUACUCUUUUUGGGAAGACCAGAGAGCAGGGCAUUACAGUCGUCUAUUCGACUGGUGAUAAAAGCAUGCAAAACUAUUCCCUCCCCCUUUUUUUUUUCGGUAAUUCCACUCAUUGCCGGACACUAAACCAGGUCUAAACCAAGUCUAAACCUGGUCUAAACCAGAUCUAAAACCAGGACUAAAACCAGGACUAAACCAGGACUAAACCAGGACUAAAACCAGGUCCAAACCAGGUCUAAACUAGGUCUAAACCAGGUCUAAACCAGGUCCAAAACAGGAUUUAACAGGACUAAACCAUG
Messenger RNA from Boleophthalmus pectinirostris (great blue-spotted mudskipper), 4647 nucleotides. It is a transcript of the gene engase, whose product is annotated as endo-beta-N-acetylglucosaminidase. The coding region runs from base 91 to 2229 and encodes 712 amino acids. NCBI's taxonomy places the organism in Eukaryota, Metazoa, Chordata, Actinopteri, Gobiiformes, Gobiidae. The record is from RefSeq and is a predicted model, not a curated record. Gene Ontology annotation, cellular component: cytoplasm. Gene Ontology annotation, biological process: protein deglycosylation. Gene Ontology annotation, molecular function: mannosyl-glycoprotein endo-beta-N-acetylglucosaminidase activity. The transcript has 14 exons.